Molecule: messenger RNA, 1250 nt
Organism: Amblyraja radiata (thorny skate)
Lineage: Eukaryota; Metazoa; Chordata; Chondrichthyes; Rajiformes; Rajidae
Product: E3 ubiquitin-protein ligase MARCH11-like
Exons: 4
Coding region: 1-1083 (360 amino acids)
Biological process (GO): protein ubiquitination
Molecular function (GO): zinc ion binding; ubiquitin-protein transferase activity
Source: RefSeq, a predicted model, not a curated record
AUGAGCCACCGACACCCGACUCAGCAGCGGGGGCCGGCGCCGGCGGCGGCGGAGAAGAAGAAGAAGAAGAGGUUGACCGGCACCAUCGGCGGCAGCGGAUCUCCGCCAUCCCCGCCCGUCGACGCCGCGGCCGCCCGGAGCCCGGAGCGCAGUCGCAGCCGCAGCCGCAGCCCGAGUGGGGGCGCUGUAGACGGAGGGCGGCGAGCGGGCGGCCCGGAGGAGGGCGGCGGGCUGGCGGAGCGGCAACCGGCCGAUGGUGUCCCCCCCGACCCCGACCCCCCGCUCCCCACCUCGCCCGCCGACGGCGCACCGUCCCUGGGCGGCAGCAGCAGCAGCAGCGGCGGCGGCGGCGGCGGCGGCGGCAUCACCCCCACCUGCAGGAUCUGCUUCCAGGGCUCCGAGCAGGGUGAAUUGCUGAGUCCCUGCCGUUGUGACGGCUCUGUACGGUACUCCCAUCAGCCGUGCCUUUUGAAGUGGAUUAGUGAACGAGGGUCAUGGAGCUGUGAGAUUUGCUGUUACAAAUAUCAUGUGGUGGCAAUAAGAAUGAAAAGACCUUGCCAGUGGGAACCCAUCACAGUGACGUUGGUGGAGAAGGUGCAAAUAAUUGCAGUGAUCCUUGGUUGCCUCUUUCUGAUAGCAAGUGUGACCUGGCUCUUAUGGUCAGCCUUCAGCCCUGCUGCAUUGUGGCAGAGAAGAGACAUCUUAUUUCAGAUCUGCUACGGGAUGUACGGCUUCAUGGACCUUGUUUGUGUAGGACUGAUAAUUCACGAAGGAACAGCACUCUAUCGGGUGUUCAAACGCUGGAGGGCCGUGAAUCUGCACUGGACGGUGUUGAAUUACGACAAAUCGAAAGAUUUGGAAGUCAGCAGUGGCACGGCCGAGCGAACGGUCAGCCAGAACAUUUGGUCGUCGCUGAACCAGAUGAGAAGGCAGCGGCCGGCAGCUUCCACCAGGCUGAUGACAGAACAGUUCCAAUGCAGCUACACCUUGUUGCAUCUACUCACUCGCCUCAGGCCGCACGAUGAGGACGAUGACGAGGACAACAGCUCUGCCGAGGUGGUCAUGAGGGUAACGACGGUAUGAAAGUGCGCUCCUCAUGUCCAGAGAACUCACCAAAUACAUAUGUUUAUUCCUGCCUUUGUACGCCCACAUCAAACAAGUAUACGGGAUAAAGAAAUGUAAUAUAUUUAAAAAUCCUUUUAUAAAUAAAAUGCAUGCACUUUUGAUAUGGUGCAUACCUACCAGUGUAA